AAGAUAAAUACAAGGCUAUGAAAUCGUAGCAACUGAAUUGAGUAACCAGAUCUCACACUGCAGCGUUGUAUAUGCUCAGUGAUUAAAUUAUGGAUCAUUUGAAUAUUCCACGUGAAGAAAACUUUUUUUCUAAAUUCGGGCAGUAUGAAUUCGAGAGAGCAAAGAAGCGUGAAGAACUUAUGCAAGAUUACUUGAAAUUCAAGGAAAGAGAGGAAAAGAACUUCCAUAAUAGAUUCUCCGAUAAAAAGAAGAAUUGUCACCGAUCACAGGACUGUUCUGGAUCUGUGAAGGUGGUCGACAGUUUUAAAAAUACAAAUGAAUCGUUUGGUGUACAAGAUGAGCUACCGAAGAGUGAUUUAGGAUGCAGAUUGAUGGAACUAGAAAAAAAAAUUAACACCCUCUUUAACGAUCAAAGGCCUGUAGUGCACCCUAACAGACCUGAUUUAAAUGAUAAACCCUUAGUAUCAUAUGAUGGAGGUGCUCCCACUAUCAAGGAAUUAAAGAACAACUCAGUACCCAAAGAUCUAGAUGCAGAAAACAAUAGAUACGAAGAGCUAAAAAAACGUCUACACCAGAUAACUGAAGCAGACAAACGUCUUAGUCUUAUAGAAGAAGAAUACAAUAAGCUAAAGAAUGUUCAAAGUCCGUAUGCGUUAGACCACUCAAAUCAAACAAAUCAGGGUCUCCGUAAACUUUUGUUGAGUUCAUGGAAGUCUGCAAAGAACGAGGUGGAAUACUCUAAGCAAAAUAUAAAGGACAAUUACAGAAAAGAGUUAGAGCUACAGAUUGCUGAGGCGGAAAAAAAGCGUUCAUAUGAGAAAGCGGAGAGUAUAAAAGGUGCUACUAUGUGCUCUAUUCCCACUUAUGAAUAUAAAAAUUCAGAAAUUGAAUCAAAUAAAACAAAUCCGAAUGAGGCACAGUUAAAUUCGACAGAAUGUUUGUAUUUUGAUGUAGGACAAAGAGAUUUGCUCGCAAUACACACAUCAACUCAAUUUCCACCCUCUGGAAGGUUGACUGCUAGUGUCAGUAGUAGCGAUAAGAUGAAUACAGUGGAAAACCAAAAUGACCCAAAAUUUAAAAAAAUGCAAUAUGCUGAGGAGUUGAAAAAACAAAUUGAGGAGGCAAGGGCAAAGAAAGCUAAGCAGAAAGAGGAGGACGAAGAAUAUAAUAGAAAGAUCGAGGAGCAAAACUGCAACGUUGACUUAUCGAGGGAAAUCCAUCUUCCUCAACAAAACAUGCCAAACUCUAUCAACUCCGAACAGUUUUCUGACCAACAGAUGCGUACCGGAUUAGAUGUAUCGAAAGAUAUCUACUUUGAAGCUUCAGAUAGAACUUCAGCAAAUCCCGAACCCAAUUUUGCCAGAGGUGGACAUGGGAUAUUUGGCAGCCCAUUAACGGAGGUGCAGAAAAACAAUCUCCAAAAGUACAAAAAAGAACUGGCUCAGCAGAUAGCGGAGAAACGUCAGUUUAUGGAGCUUAAGAAACAAAAGGAAGUCGAGCUUGAACAACGCGAAAUGGAAAGGAUUAGAGCAGAACGGUUGAAAAUGCAGAAAGAGUUCGAAACGGAACAAGAACGAAGGCAAAAUAAAGUUGAGAAAGAUACUCAACAAUUGGGCGAAAAAAGUAGUGAGUAUAAAUUAAAACGCAAAGAACAGCAUACUGCAGAUAAAACAAAGCCUAUCGAGAUGAGGAAUACUAGGUGCAAACGUCCAUCAAAAAAUAUAAAGUCACCAACAUGCAGUCCUAAAAUCCUAAUAGGACCACAAGCCAGCAAACUAAAUCACUUGAAGCAGUUUGGUAGUGAGACAUCUGAUAAACACAGCAGUGAAAAGACGCAGUCAAUAUUGAAACAGUUAAACGCACUAAAAGCCCAACUAGACAGGGAAAAAUCCAAAACUGAGUCGGUGUAUUACCAACAGAAACAUACUUGCGGUUAUAACAAAGAACUUAUAGAGGUUGGCACAUGUAAACAACGAUCUCGACCUCGAAUAAACAUAAAAGCUGUAGAAUUAUUCCAAGAUGCUUCAAUUAAUAACAAAAAUAACACUCAUAGUUCAGCGGGGCAAAUAUCUGGUCAUGUUCAAAACAUUCAGCCAGAGAGUUCGUUGGAAGAGCCUUACAGAGAAGAUUUAAGAGAUCUAGACAGGAAACAGAUGGCUCUCUUGAGAAAGCAAAACAAUCAUCUCCAAGAAUUGAGAAUGGAACUAUUGCAAAACAUUAAGAAUAAGAGCAGAGCUCACUCAAUAAGGGAGAAAAAUGUUCAAAACUGUGAAACAUCCGAGAUGCGAAACCCAAUGUUAGAUGAGAAUGACUCGCUAAUUAAACCUCAAGAUGAGUCAAAUGAGAUGAAACACUUAAAUCCUUCGUCUAACGAGUUUAUUGAUUUGAGUCAAAUCGCAGAAAAAAAUAAGCAGCGUUUAUUAAGACUGGAUGCGAUCCAGCUAUUAACUGAAGUAAGUGACGAUCCUGAAUCAGUUUUACAGCGUUUUGUUGGUGAGCAUGACAGAAUGUUUUCAAGUGAACACAAAAAUAACAUCUUUUAAGUAUUUCAACUCGACUUUCCGUUCUUCAUUCAAACUAACAUAGUUUAUAGAGUAUACGUAAGCCAUAUAUCUGUAAUAUAUUUUUGAGGAAAAUGUAUGUAAGUACAUUUCAUUAAUUAUUCAUGUUUUGAGAUUAUUUCAGGCAUUUUAUAAAAGAUAUUAUUGUUUAAAAUCUAUGAAUUUAUUCUGUCUCAUAACCGGUUCUAAGAUUCAAGGAAAUAUUCAUCACUAGAACUGCAAAAAUAUGGUCAUACAAAAAUGACUGUCUGAACACCCUUCUUAUUCAUACCACUGAAAACAUUCGGUAUUGGAGUGAAGAAUAAUUAAUAUAUAAUUUAAUGCGUAAUUUAUAAUGACAAGUGCAUUUUGCAAAACUUGUAAAAUUUGUAAUAACUGGACAACAAAGGUUGUUCAUAGCCUUUAUAGUCUAAACCAGCUUAAAUAAAAACGUUACGGUUCAUAUAAGUGAAAUACUGAAUAAUUUAGUAGUUUCAUAAGAUAUGAACUCAAGUAACUUUAUUGUCCAGAUCAUAUAAGAAGAGAAUGAAAUUGAGGGGAACUUACUAAGGUAAAGCACUAAAUUAUUGUUGAAAAGGGAAAAGAGAAUUACUGUAAUGUCCAAUCAGUUCAUAUGCAAACAAAUUACAGAGUUCUCUUUAUUUAUAGUAAAACAGCAGUUAAUUUUUUAGGUGACAGCUUGGAAAGUUAUGAGACCACUAAACCAAAUAUUAGUAAUCCAACUUUCGGUAAUGCUAUCUAGAAGUGCACUAUAAUUACUUUUACAAAUCAAGUUUCACAGCAGUAUAGUGAUACAAGACGGGAAACUGUGGGGUGAUUAACUUCCACACCAGCAAGCAUUGCACAUCAACGUAGGCCGCGGUCGUGUACGCCCAAUAAAUGACCAAACCAUCUCAUUCGAAGAAAACUGAUUACAUUGCAAACCGACUUUUCAUCGUUAACUAACACUCUGCGUUCAGCCUCAGUCACGCUAACUCGGCAUAAGAGAAAAAUGCUCUGAAGGCAUCAAUGAGAAAAUAUUAGUAAGGUAUCUGUUUAUAAUGACCACAUUUCGCCUACAUCAUGUAAAGCAGAACCCGAUGUUGUUGGCUGUGCUUGCCCCCUGAUUAGCAGACAUAUCUCUCCUGCAGUUAGUUCCCUUUAUGAAUU
Messenger RNA from Schistosoma rodhaini, 3710 nucleotides. NCBI's taxonomy places the organism in Eukaryota, Metazoa, Platyhelminthes, Trematoda, Strigeidida, Schistosomatidae. The record is from the annotation of a GenBank genome assembly.